Molecule: messenger RNA, 1533 nt
Organism: Leucoraja erinaceus (little skate)
Lineage: Eukaryota; Metazoa; Chordata; Chondrichthyes; Rajiformes; Rajidae
Product: testis-specific serine/threonine-protein kinase 5-like
Exons: 5
Coding region: 748-1506 (252 amino acids)
Biological process (GO): intracellular signal transduction; protein phosphorylation
Cellular component (GO): cytoplasm
Molecular function (GO): protein serine/threonine kinase activity; ATP binding
Source: RefSeq, a predicted model, not a curated record
GCAUAGGUACAGAUUCCAGCACAUCCCUCAGCAGAUCAAGAGGGCUUGCACACAAAAACAGGGAUGUAAUGUUGAGGCUCUAUAAGGCGCUGGUCAGGCUGCAUUUGGAAUAUUGUGAGCAAUUUUGGGCACCAUAACUGAGGAAGGAUGUGCCGGCUCUGGAGAGGGUCCGGAGGAGGUUUACAGGAAUGAUCCCAGGAAUGAGUAGAAACGUCACCCACUCCUUCUCUCCAGAGAUAUUGCCCAUCCAGCACUUUGUAUCUGCCUUCUCUACCUAUGGUAUGUCUGUGUCUGACCCCUUUCUUUCAAUACAGAGCUUUUAUUCAAUUCAACACAGAUACAGAGUAGUGACAUGUUCAUAGACAGCCAACUCUGAUGUGACCAUCGACUGCCCGCCAAUGCAACACUCUCCACCCCAGGUCCCCGAUGUAAAGGGGGAGGACUCCCCUAUAGAGAGACUUCCACUGGGGACCAACUGUGUCUGAUCCUGGGAGUGUGUGUGACGGGACAGGGUAGAGGGAGCUUCACUGUGUCUAACCGGGCCAAUGGACAAAUUCUGACUUGACACUUAGUGUUUCAGGUCUUGGUUUGAAGUGUGUGUGUGUGUAAGGAUGGACUUUACUGUAACUUGUGUUGAAAACUCUUCCACACAGAGAUCUGAAGUGUGAAAACAUUCUGCUGGACGACAAGGGACACAUUAAGCUGACAGACUUUGGGCUGGCCAGCAGAAGCAACAAGGACAGUCUGAUGAGCACCUUCUGCGGCUCCAUGCCCUACACCGCCCCCGAGAUCCUGCAGGGGCACAGGUACCGAGGGGACCACGCUGACGUCUGGAGCAUGGGCAUCAUUCUCUACGCCAUGGUGGCCGGCAAACUCCCCUUCAACGAGUUGCAGCCAUGCAAACUGCUGGAGGCUAUCAAAGGUGGCAUGUUCUUCCAUGACCGCCUCUCACUGGCCUGCCAGGAUCUCAUCAAUAAGAUGCUCCAGUGGAAGCCCUCGUCCCGCCUGGUCCUCAGUGACAUCCUGGCCCACCCCUGGAUGUUCCCAGCCACCACCAUCCGCUUCCAGAAGGUCAGGCUCCUCUCGGCUCGGUCUCCGCCGAAGAAACCGGAGAAAGAGGCGGCGGACAAAGGGCAGAGCCCGCCCACGGCUGGCGGCUCAAAGGGCAAGAAGGUCCUCAUCGUCUGUGGAUCCGCCGUGGCUGGCCUGAAGGAGAGGUCGCAGGGGAAGGGCUCCCCUCAGCGGCCCGCUGCUGCUGCCCGCCAGACCCAGCUCUUCACCCGCCUGCCCAAGCCCCCGCCCCCCCCCAAGCCCGCCCGCCCCAGCGCCCGCAAGAGGCCAGUCUCCGCCUGUGAGCCCGGCAGCGGUGGCGGUGGCGGUGGGGGUCUGGGCCGGAAGACCCCGGGGGGCACCCAAGGGUGGUCCCGCUGCCUGCAGCUCUCCCACACCGCCCACCGCCUAGCCCCCAUGCCCGACUACCUGCCCCCUCGGAUGAAGGGCUGCUAGGGCAUCGACCCCCCCCCCCUCUCACAC